Phytophthora nicotianae INRA-310 is the source of this 240-nucleotide messenger RNA. RefSeq lists its product as hypothetical. The annotation marks the transcript as partial. The record is from RefSeq and is a predicted model, not a curated record. The transcript has a single exon. NCBI's taxonomy places the organism in Eukaryota, Oomycota, Peronosporomycetes, Peronosporales, Peronosporaceae.
AAGGUGAUGCUAGUUCCUCCACCGGCUCCAGUAGUCGUGAAAUCCGCCACAGCUUCUACGACGAAGAAGGAAGAUGGUAAGAAAAGCUCGAAGAAGGGGAAAAAUGCGGCUCCGGAGAAGAAUGUCGCCCCUAUUAAGAACACCACUACGGAGAAGAAUGUGUCGACUACUGCACAGAAACCUGGUGCCAUCAUGAGUAGUGCACGCGACGGUCGAGCGGUCAUCUCCAAAGCCUUGUAG